Molecule: messenger RNA, 1562 nt
Organism: Numida meleagris (helmeted guineafowl)
Lineage: Eukaryota; Metazoa; Chordata; Aves; Galliformes; Numididae
Gene: NIPSNAP3A
Product: nipsnap homolog 3A
Exons: 6
Coding region: 85-837 (250 amino acids)
Cellular component (GO): mitochondrion
Source: RefSeq, a predicted model, not a curated record
AGCCGCCACUCCCUCUCGCCCCACCCCCGGGAUCAGCGCGCUGACAGCUCCCAGCCGCCCUGCGUCACGCCUCCCGCCGCCGCCAUGCUAUCCACGGUGGCGCUCCGCCGUCCCCUCGCCGCCGCCGCCCGCCUAGCCCGAGGCAGUCCUCAGGUACUCGCAUCUCUUGCUACAGGGCCCAGACAGAAUAAUGGCAUUUUUUAUGAAAUCCGCACAUAUGAUGUUAAGCCAUCGAAGAUGAAGGAGUUUGUGGAAUUGAUCCAUAAGCACCUGCACCUCCGCACAGCUCACUCAGAGCUAGUGGGAUUCUGGACGGCAGAGCUGGGAGCAAUGAAUAAGGCUGUACACAUCUGGAAGUAUGACAAUUUUGCCCACAGAACAGCAGUCCGGCAAGCACUAGCCAAUGACAAGGAGUGGCAGGGACAAUUCAUCUCUCCAGCUCUUCCCCUUAUAGAAAAGCAGCACAAUGAAGUUGCUUAUCUGGUACCCUGGUGUCAGCUUGGGAAACCUCCAAAGGAAGGGGGUGUGUAUGAAUUGGUUACUUUUCAAAUGAAGCCUGGUGGGCCAGCUCUGUGGGGUGAGGCAUUUCAAGCUGCAAUCAAUGCUCACAUCAACACAGGCUACACCAAGCUAAUCGGUGUUUUCCACACAGAGUAUGGGUUACUUAACACAGUCCAGGUGAUCUGGUGGAAUGAGAGCCCAGAUCACCGGGCAGCAGGAAGGCACAGGGCCCAUGAAGAUGCCAGAGUGGUAGCAGCUGUACGGGACAGUGUCAGAUUCUUGGAAUCCCAGCAAAAUAUACUCCUGACUCCUCUGGCAUGCUCACCACUGAAGUAGCCUACUGAAUGAUGGUGGAAAAGGUGAGAUGGACGCACCACACUGUUGGCAAGUACCAUUGCAUGGAUCAUCAGUCAUACCCUCACAAACUGUAUGGAUUUUCUUCAGAGUCAAUGCAAAAUGCUUAUCACCAGCACAGUAAAAUUCUGCACCCCUAUAGUUUAUGGUGAUGUUCCAACAUCUCCAGAAGUGAACUCAGAUCAUAUCACUUCCAACAAGAAACUUAACUUUACAGAUCUUUAUUUUAAACCCUUCACUUUUUAAUAUUUUUCUGCAUACCUAGUAGGGUCUAGUGAGUGCUCUUUUCCAAGCUUACAGCUCAGAGCUAGUGACUUGUAAUCAUCGCAUCAUGGGUAUUACAUACUGGCUUAAGAGUGCCCCCGUAUAUCCUCGUAACACAAUUAUGUUUUAAUCAGACAUCUUGUUGGGAUGCUUUAUAUUAAUUCUUAGUAAUGUAAAACUUCAUUGUGGCUGGAAUUGUGUCAAGCAGGUGCUGCAGUGUAGCUGGUUAGGCAAUGUUCUGAACUGAGUCUGCCCUAACUUCAGUCCUUUAAUUUUAUAUCCUGUAAACAUUUCUUUAAAAACUGUAGAAUUAAGUAUUUUAAUAGUUUUUUAGGGUGCUAAAAUUAUCUAUCCCAAAUUCACCUCAUCUAUGCAUCCUUAUCUUCUUUGAAAUACUGUCUGCCAGACUGUUACAAACCAAAUAAAUUUGUAUGAAGUGUGAA